AUGGACGACAAUCUGAACGAAAACCAACAUAUCCAAUCGGAAUGGCUGAUCACAAUCGCAGAGGAGCUCCAGAAAGCACGUCUAGACAACGAAGUGAUUUUCGCCAGAAAACCAUGCAUUUACAAAGUCCCAAGGUACUUACGUGAUGCCGACAAGAAAUCCUACACCCCAAGCGUAGUUUCCAUCGGCCCUUACCACUACCAAAACCGCCAUCUCCACCCAAUGGAACGCCAUAAAUGGCGUGCCUUUUACCAAACCUUAAAUCGCCAUAACCAUAACUUCAAGCUCUAUCUUGACGCCAUCAAAGACCUUGAAGCAAAAGCACGUGGCUCCUACGAGGGUGAGAUUAAUCUCAACAGCGACGACUUCGUUAAAAUGAUGGUUCUUGAUGGUUGCUUCAUCCUCGAGCUAUUUAGAGGCAUAAACGAUGGAUUCGAAGAGCUGGGAUACUCAAAAGGCGAUCCUGUUUUCUCAAUUUGUGGCUCGUUAGAUUCUAUCCGAAGAGAUAUGAUUAAGCUCGAGAACCAGAUUCCACUUUUCAUAAUCGAUGAACUCUUAGCCCUUCAAAACCCCGAUGGUCAAAACACAGACGCACUAGCAAAGAUGGCGAUCCCAUUCUUCGCACCAUUGAUCCCAACGGAUGAACCCAUGAAGAAAGGUGGAGGCUUUAGCAGCUUCGAUCGACAGCCCCUUCACUGUCUCCAGCUUUUCAGAGAGAAUCUGGUCAGCAAAGGGUUAAUCUUACCAAAACGAACGAAAAAGUUAUGGAAAAGAAGGUUGACUCGUAAUGUUGUGGGAAAGCCAACCACACAAGUCACCUAUUGUGUAUCGCAACUAAGAGAAAGUGGGGUAAGGUUUAGAAAACGUCAAACUGAUCAGUUUUGGGAUAUAAAAUACAAGAAUUCGAUUCUUGAAAUACCUCGGAUCUUGAUUCACGAUGGGACUAAAUCCAUUUUCCGUAACCUUGUCGCAUUUGAAGAGUGUCAUCCAGAGUGCAGCAACGAGAUCACAGCUUACUUGGUUUUCAUGAACAACUUGAUUGACUCUGGUGAGGACGUGGGUUUCCUGCAUUACAAAGGGAUCAUCGAACAUUGGCUUGGUAACGAUGAUGAUGUUGCUGAUCUCUUCAAUGGGCUUUGUCAAGAGGUUGUAGCUGAUCUUAAUAAUAGUUAUCUUUCGGGGUUGACUGAUGAGAUAAAUAAAUGCCGUGACAAGCGGUGGAACACCUGGAGAGCAGACUUCAGGCACAAAUACUUUCGGAAUCCAUGGGCUUUGAUCUCGGUGAUUGCUGCUGUGGUGUUGUUGCUGAUCACAGUUCUACAGGCGUUUUAUGACAUUUUUUCGUAUUACAAACCGACUUCUUAA
Messenger RNA from Lactuca sativa (garden lettuce), 1365 nucleotides. Its product is annotated as UPF0481 protein At3g47200. Lineage: Eukaryota; Viridiplantae; Streptophyta; Magnoliopsida; Asterales; Asteraceae. The record is from RefSeq and is a predicted model, not a curated record.